UAUGCGCAUGCGCUGAUUCUUCUAUUUCUUCAAUUUUUGACUUUGAGUAACUCUGAAAGAUCUUCAACCAUCCCUAUUUAGCCUACUCAAAAUGCCUUCUAAAGCCGUCAAGAAAGGAGCCGGGAGCAAAAAGGGAAGUAAAGCAAAGAAAAUCCAGCUAAAAUACACUGUAGACUGUACCACACCAGUAGAGGACGAGAUUAUGGACGCUGGAGCAUUUGAAGAUUUCCUGAGGGCUCGUAUUAAGGUUGGUGGUAAGACUGGUAACCUUGGGAAUGAAGUGAACCUGGCACGUGACAAGAACUUGUUGACAGUGACAUCAGAGAUACCAUUUUCAAAAAGGUACUUGAAGUAUUUGACUAAGAAGUUUCUCAAGAAGAAUCAGCUCCGUGACUACAUACGUGUUGUCGCUAAUGCCAAGACCUCAUACGAGUUGAGGUACCUUCACAUUGCUGGAGCUGAAGAUGAUGAGAGUGAUGAUGAUCAAGAUUAAACCUUCUUUAUUGUUAUUAUGCUCACUGUACAUUUUGAAGAAAGUGAUUAAAAUUAUAAUUUAAGUGGAAAUUAUAAUUAAUUGCAUUUCAUGUUGCAUAUCAUAUCAGA
Amphimedon queenslandica is the source of this 603-nucleotide messenger RNA. Its product is annotated as 60S ribosomal protein L22-like. Gene Ontology annotation, molecular function: RNA binding; structural constituent of ribosome. The transcript has 4 exons. The record is from RefSeq and is a predicted model, not a curated record. Gene Ontology annotation, cellular component: ribosome. Lineage: Eukaryota; Metazoa; Porifera; Demospongiae; Haplosclerida; Niphatidae. The coding region runs from base 92 to 493 and encodes 133 amino acids. Gene Ontology annotation, biological process: cytoplasmic translation.